AUGGGAGGUGCACCACAUCCAAAAGCUUACAUGGGCUGGUGGGGUUCUUUAGGUUCCCCAGCUCAAAAAGGUAUCACUACUUAUGCUGUUUCUCCAUUUGCUCAAAAUGUUUUAAAAGGUGUCGCUCAUAAUGCUAUCUUUAACGUUUUCAGAAGAGCUAAAAAUCAAAUUUUCUUUAUUGUUGCUCCAGGUAUUAUCAUUUGGGAAUGGUGGGCUCAAGCUAGAGAUUAUAAUGAAUAUUUAUAUACUAAAGCUGGUAGAGAAGAAUUAGAAAGAGUUAAUGUUUAA
This is a messenger RNA of Hansenula ciferrii, 288 nucleotides long. It is a transcript of the gene QCR8, whose product is annotated as ubiquinol--cytochrome-c reductase subunit 8. The coding region runs from base 1 to 288 and encodes 95 amino acids. The transcript has a single exon. NCBI's taxonomy places the organism in Eukaryota, Fungi, Ascomycota, Saccharomycetes, Phaffomycetales, Wickerhamomycetaceae. The record is from RefSeq and is a predicted model, not a curated record. Gene Ontology annotation, biological process: mitochondrial electron transport, ubiquinol to cytochrome c.